AUGUCGAGAAACAGCAUCUACGAAGCUCGUCUGCUUUGGGCUCUCAUUGUGGGCACAAUCGCGGGAUAUAUUAUUACAGAGAUCCUCUCCUAUAGGGCAGAAAGGCCAAUGGAGCAACCGUCGCUAGCGGAACAGCUGAAGAAAGAGGUGCGCGUGCUGUGCUGGGUAAUGACCCAUCCAGGUAAUCACAAGCUGAGGGCACUGCACGUCAAGCGCACCUGGGGCAAGCGUUGUAAUAUUCUGCUGUUCAUGAGCUCUCAAUUGGAUGAUGAGCUGCCGACAGUAAAAUUGAAUUUGACUGAGGGGCGAAACUAUCUCUGGAUGAAGACAAAGAGCGCCUUCAAGUAUGUCUACAAUAAUUACUAUAACGAUUCCGAUUGGUUCUUCAAGGCGGACGAUGACACGUUUGCGGUGAUCGAAAACAUGCGAUAUAUGCUCUAUCGAUAUAAUUCCGAGACGCCCGUCUAUUUUGGCUGCAAGUUCAAAAAGUACUUCAAGCAGGGCUUCAUGUCGGGCGGUGCUGGGUACAUCCUGAGCCGCGAGGCCUUGCGCCGAUUUGUGGUCGAGGGCCUGUCCAAUCCUAAGAUUUGCAAGUCCGGCCCUGACGGAUCUGAGGAUCUCAUGAUUGGACUAUGCAUGCAGAAUCUGAAUGUAACAGCUGGCGAUUCACGCGAUGCCAAUGGAAACGGUCGCAUGUAUCCACUGUAUCCCUCGUUUCAUUUACAUCCACCAGACAAUAAAACAUUUUGGUACUGGAAUUAUGCAUUCUAUAAUACGACAGACUGUUUCAGCUGUGUCGCAAAUACAGCAAUAUCCUUUCACUACGUCAAGCCCAACGAAAUGUACGAAUAUGACUAUUUCAUUUAUACUCUAAGAGCCUAUGGGCUCACACACAAUCAAGAGUUGAAGCUGCCCACUAAAUUGGCUGCAGGGGAAUAUAAACCUGAGGGCACUGAGACCGCAAAGUCAACAAGUGAGGCACUGUUGAAUCAGACAUCUUAA
Messenger RNA from Drosophila arizonae, 1002 nucleotides. RefSeq names its product glycoprotein-N-acetylgalactosamine 3-beta-galactosyltransferase 1-like. NCBI's taxonomy places the organism in Eukaryota, Metazoa, Arthropoda, Insecta, Diptera, Drosophilidae. Gene Ontology annotation, cellular component: membrane. The record is from RefSeq and is a predicted model, not a curated record. Gene Ontology annotation, molecular function: N-acetylgalactosaminide beta-1,3-galactosyltransferase activity.